GCGGACGAACCGUUGGAUCAUCAUCGGGAGCUGGGAACCCGAGCUCUCUCAACCUCUCCCCGGCGCGGCGCGGCGCGGCGCCAUGGAGACUGAGGCGGCGGCGCUGUCGCAGCUGCAGCUGCAGCUCCUCGCCCUCGUCUCCGAGCUUCGCCUUCUCCGGGAGCGGGAGCGCGGCGCCCGCGACGAGCUCCGCGACGCCGGCCAGAGGUGGGAGGAGGCGGAGGAGGAGCACCGCAGGGAGGCUCGGGAGCUACGCGCGGAGGUGGCCGCGCGGGACGACGCGCUGCGGAAGCUCGAGGCGAGGAUAAAGUGCCUUGAGAAUGAGAAUGAGUUGCUGGAGAAGAAUGAAAACAACUUGAAAGAAACCAUGGAGGGGCUGCUUCAAUCAAGGGAGGCUUUCAUAAAACAUUAUGAGGACUCUACUUGUUCUAUGCAAUGGACCAUCCAGAUGAAGGAUAAACAGAUCGCCGUAAUUUCAGAAAAGUUAAAUUCUCAUCUUGUUUUAUUUAGUUCGGUACAAAAGGAAGUUGCGGCGGUGAAACAAGUAUUAGGUGAUGUGCAUUUUCUGGUUGGUGAGAAGGAAAAUGUAGUUGCUGAUUUGAAGGAUAAGGUCCAAAUGAUUUCUGUGCUUGAGAAAGAUGUUGUAGAUAAACUUAAUUUCUUGGAAAGUAAAAUUAGUGCUUACCAGCUUGAACUCCGGAGUAGGGCAAGGAUCAUAUAUGAGUUGAAAGAUCGCCUUGAGGCUGAGAAGCUUAACAACAGUUUUCAGCCCCAACUGGAAGAACUUAAAAAAGCUUUGUUGGUGAAGGAUGAUAUUAUUGAGAGAUUAACUUCAGAGAAGCAGGCAAUGCAUGUGGAGCUUCACAAUAUGGAGAUUGCUUUACAGAGAUUUCAAGAUUUAUUCAGUAGCAUUGGACAUGGGAGGAUGAAGAACUUUUUAGCAAUUUCUGGAAGUCAGGAUGUGAAUAAUGGGCAGCCUGAAAGCAUUCCGGGUACACAGGGAGGUCUAGCCAAUGAGCAUAACUCGGUAACUGCAAUUGACGAAGCAGCUACCACUCAAAAUGUAGACCAUCAGUUGGAAAUUAGUCCAGGCAGCAUGCAAGUACAAAGCCCAACAUGCCUCAAGUUUGGUGCAUUGUCAUCUCCGGAGCCAGUAGCAGCACAUACAGAAAAAGCUGACUGCCUUCCUGAGCUCAAAGAAGACAUUGUCAUGGGUGAUUUAUCUCCCACGCAUCCAACAGAUUCUGUGAAUCCGGAACCUGACUCGGAGAAUCAACAGCUUCUGUGAAUCCGGAAUCCCUCAUCCCUUCGCUUCUUCACCAUGAAUUUGGAUACACAAAGCUACCGAUUCCGGUGGCCGAUAGUUGCUGCACAUUUGUCUUGUACUCAUAGUUAACCAUCCCAUGUUUGUAUAGAUCGUUUAGCGGUUCAGGUUGGCCACGAGCUUAGAGAUAUUUUCUGCUCGUCUGAAGUUCUGUCAGCUUGCUGUGUGUCAACGGCAUUACUGUACGACUGUACGUUGCAGUUUGUUCCUUCCAACGAUACGAAUUUUUCUUUUACUAAACUUUCCAUGAUAAUUUCUUUAUUUCGGGAAGGUAAGCAAAA
Setaria italica (foxtail millet) is the source of this 1605-nucleotide messenger RNA. Its product is annotated as protein CASP. The transcript has 14 exons. Bases 83 to 1288 code for a protein of 401 amino acids. NCBI's taxonomy places the organism in Eukaryota, Viridiplantae, Streptophyta, Magnoliopsida, Poales, Poaceae. The record is from RefSeq and is a predicted model, not a curated record.